Molecule: messenger RNA, 1684 nt
Organism: Lactuca virosa
Lineage: Eukaryota; Viridiplantae; Streptophyta; Magnoliopsida; Asterales; Asteraceae
Source: the annotation of a GenBank genome assembly
GUGUACGCUUUUUAAACUUUUUCCCUUUUAAAAUGUCGAAGUAGUUUUGCAAUUGAAAACAAACACCGGAUCAAUGUCGUCGUCCUCGCCGCCGCCGGCACCUGUAAUUGCGGUGGUUGUAUUUCUGAUCAAGGACAACACGGUUCUUUUAGGCCGUCGCCGAGAUUCAGUUGGCCACAACACCUUUGCACUCCCCGGCGGCCGCCUUGAGUUUGGUGAAAGCUUUGAGGAAUGUGCGACUAGAGAGGUGAAGGAGGAAACUGGGCUAGACAUUAAGGAUAUACAGUUUUUAACAGUAACAAAUGACGUAUUUACUGAAGCUGAAAAACCAUUUCAUUCUGUUGCUAUUUAUAUGCGCGCAUCUUUAUCGGAUCCUGACCAAAUCCCUCAAAAUGUGGAGCCUGAUAAGUGUUAUGGUUGGGAUUGGUCUGCUCUUUUGUCUUCCCAUCGGCGGCUACUUCAUCACCAUCUCCAAAAGAUGACAACUAUUAAAAGGGCGCUUCAGGAUGACAAUGAGCCAACUUCUGUUCAAAUUAUUUAUAAAUUAUUAUCAAGGAAGAGCAAAAAGAAGCUUGAACAGCUGUUACAUCAAUGGUCAGAAUGGCAUACUCAAGAAUGCUCUUUAUCUGAGGGUUCUAAUGAAGAUCUUGAAUCUGGUGAAGAAACCUAUCUUCCUGCACUAAAUGUUAGCUCAGAGAGAUCUUGUAUUAUUUCUGUUUACAUGGACACUCAAGUGAACAAAAAGCAAAGGACAGAAAAUACCGAAUUCAACAAAGACUCUAUACCUGUCUAUGAUCGUAAUUUUCCACUUCUAAUGUCAAAUGAUGACGUGGCUACCAAAGAAAGUGUUGAUAAUAUUGUGAAUGCUUCUCGUUGUUUUAACUGUGAUGCUUAUGAUCAUUCACUAAAAGAGUGUCCAAAGCCUUUUAACAAAGAAGUUGUCAGCAAUUCCCGCAAAUUGUAUCAGUUAAAAAGUAAAAGACCUUCUGGUCCUCGUGUUUUAACGCGAUAUUACCAAAAUACCCCUGGUGGGAAGUUUGAUGGGUUAAAACCGGGUUGUCUUGAUCUUGAGACUAGGGAACUCUUACACCUUGGGGAAUUUGAUCCGCCUCCAUGGUUGAAUAGAAUGCGUGAAAUGGGAUACCCACCUGGAUAUCUUGAUUUGGAAGAUGAAGACCAACCUUCAGGAAUUACAAUAUUUACAAAUGAAGAUACAAAAGAAAAUGAAAAAUGCAUCGAUACAAAUUUUACAGAGCCAAAGAGAAAAAUGAGCGUGAAUUUUCCAGGAAUAAAUGCACCAAUUCCAGUAAAUGCAGAUAAAAACCGAUGGGUGACUCCUAAUUCCCAAUUAAAAGGUCUUAAAUCUUUCAGUAAUAAUAAUAAUAAUAACAAUAAUAAUAAUAAUAAUAAUAAUAAUAAUUUCUUAAACAAAACGGUAAAAAGUUCAAUAGAAUUACAUUUUCAACAUCACUCUUAUGAACAAAGUUGGAGGCCAGAAUGUAGACGAGGGUCAACUCCUGUUUAUGCACGUGGUCAACAUAUUUAUGCACGAGCAUUUCCUCUUUUGUCUAAUUAUGCGAAUAGAUAUUGGGAUCAUAUUAAUCAAGGUAAUUCUCCUAGUUCGUUUCAUGGUUGAUAAUACUUGAAUGUUGGUUUAUGAAAUGUAAUAGAGAAUAUUUUUGUG